UCCCAUCGUGCCUUGCGGCGCAGUGUCAAACAUGGCACCCGUCUCGCGGACAAAAGGCGAAUCCGUCUGACGGUGGGCUGAAGCCCAAAUACAACCCAGAGAAAACGUUUUUUUCGGGGAAAAUUAACAUCAUACGAGUGCCCAGGCUCCAUUGAGGCAAUCUAUAAGACCGCAUGUUACAACUAUAAUCUAUGGAGGACUGUCUACUGGAAUAAGCAAGGAUGUUCCAGCAUUGUGAAGAGCCUCGCUUCACCAUCGAACAGAUCGACCUCCUACAGAGGCUCAGGAGGACAGGCAUCGGCCAGGCUGAUCUCCUCCAUGCCUUGGACACUUUGGAGCACCUGGAUCGUCCCCACAGGCACACCUCAAACCACCAAACCUCUUCCUACGCCCCGCCUUCGUCUUCCACCGUGGCCACUCAGACAGUCUUCUCCGAAAGCCGCCUAUCGCCGACUAGCUUUGAUGUCACUUUGCCUGUCGCCAUGGCAACGGUAGCACAGACCAACGGGAAGGUGUCGCCACUGACCAGAUUUCCUCUGGUGGGCGGUGGGGUGGUGGGCUUCGGGUUUGAGGCGGGCGAUGACGACGUAGAUGUGGAUGAGAAAGUGGAAGACUUGAUGAGGAGAGACAGCGGCGUCAUGAAGGAGGAGAUCAAGUGCUUCCUGGCCAGCAGGCGCAUCUCCCAGGCCGUGGUCGCACAGGUGACGGGAAUUAGUCAGAGCCGCAUUUCCCACUGGUUGCUGCAGCAAGGAUCCGACCUCAGCGAGCAGAAGAAACGAGCCUUCUUCAGAUGGUAUCAGCUGGAGAAGAGCAGCCCUGGUGCCACACUGGCCAUGCAUAACUCCCCACUGACUCUGGAGGACGUGGUGAUGGACUGGCAGCAGGCCCCGCCCACAUUCACGCCUGCUCCGGGGGGCUUUCGCCUGCGCCGGGGGAACAGAUUUACUUGGAGGAAAGAGUGUUUGGCCGUCAUGGAGAGCUACUUCAGUGACAAUCAAUAUCCUGACGAGGCGAGGAGGGAGGAGAUCUCCAUGGCCUGCAACGCCGUCAUUCAAAAACCAGGGAAAAAGCUUCUGGACUUUGAGAAGGUGACGUCUCUGAAGGUGUACAACUGGUUCGCCAACCGCCGCAAGGAGAUAAAGAGG
Messenger RNA from Hippocampus comes (tiger tail seahorse), 1145 nucleotides. Its product is annotated as homeobox-containing protein 1-like. Gene Ontology annotation, cellular component: nucleus. Gene Ontology annotation, molecular function: double-stranded telomeric DNA binding. The annotation marks the transcript as partial. The transcript has 7 exons. Gene Ontology annotation, biological process: positive regulation of DNA-templated transcription. The record is from RefSeq and is a predicted model, not a curated record. NCBI's taxonomy places the organism in Eukaryota, Metazoa, Chordata, Actinopteri, Syngnathiformes, Syngnathidae.